CUUCCCGAGCCCACGGGGUCCUCGCACCCGCCAGCAACGGAGCCUCCGCUCCAGCGCACACCGGACCCAUGUUCCCCCUCUCUCUCCUUCUCAGCGCCGUCGGGGCUCUGGGUCGGGCUCGGCGACCUCUCCCGCAGGCACCCAAGGGAGGCCCCGGCCCCUGCCCGUCCCGGCGCUAGGACCUGCGCAGCGCGGCCGCCGCCUCCUCCUCCUCCUCCUUCAGCGGGGCGGGCCCGGGGCAGCGCGUCCGUCCCCGCCGCCGGCGGCUGUGGCGAAGGGAGCGGCUGUGAGUCGGCGGUUGAGUCAGCCCUGAGGCGGCAUGGAGCCCUUCCCGCCGCCCACGGAGGAGCAGGAGGAGAAAGACGAGGAGGAGGAGGAGGGCGGCUGCUUUUACCCGCAGCCGGGCGGCGGGGACGCUCCGCCCGCCUCCUGGACAAGGAGCAGAGUGAUCCUGCACCUCGACCUGGACUGCUUUUAUGCCCAAGUAGAGAUGAUCCGUAAUCCUGCCCUUAGGAACAAACCUUUAGGUGUUCAACAGAAAUCCAUCGUGGUUACCUGCAACUAUGAAGCCAGAAAACUUGGAGUUAAGAAACUGAUGUCUGUCAAGGAUGCUAAAGAGAAGUGUCCUCAGCUGGUCCUGGUUAAUGGAGAAGAUCUGACUCCUUACAGGGAAAUGUCCUACAAGGUUACAGAGCUGUUGGGGGAGUUUUGCCCACUGGUGGAAAGGCUUGGGUUUGAUGAAAAUUUUGUGGAUAUCACAGAGAUUGCAGAGAAAAGACUAAACCAGCUACAGCAGAGGGGGUGUUCCCAAAUCUGUGUGUCUGGCCAUGUCUACAACAACCAAGCCAUCAAUUUGCAGGAUCCAAGGCAUUUAAGGCUGGUUAUGGGGUCUCAGGUUGCAGAGGAGUUCAGGGAAGCCAUCUGUGCCAGGCUGGGCCUCACAGGCUGUGCUGGGGUGGCCUCUAACAAAUUACUGGCUAAAUUAGUGUCUGGGACCUUCAAACCAAACCAGCAAACCCUGCUGCUGCCUGAGAGCUGCCAGGAACUGAUGCACAGCCUGGAGCACAUCCAGAAAGUGCCUGGCAUAGGCAGCAGGACUGCCCAGGGCCUGGCAGUGCUGGGUGUCAGGGGUGUGUGUGACCUCCAGGCCUUUCCCCCUGCUCUGCUGGAGAAGGAGUUUGGGGCUUCUGUUGCUCAGAGGAUCCAGAAACUCAGCUAUGGAGAAGAUGAUUCUCCUGUCACUCCAUCAGGCCCUCCUCAGUCCUUUAGUGAUGAAGAUUCCUUUAAAAAAUGCUCUUCAGAAGCAGAAGUUCAGGAGAAGAUUGAAGAGCUGCUUCCUAAGCUCUUAGACAGAUGCUGUGGCAGUUUCCAGAGCCCCUCUCCAGACUCCUCAUGGCUUUGUGUUCUCCCAAGGAUCCAGAAGGAUGGGAGGCAGCCCCAGACAGUCAGGCUCAGCAUACGCCGCUUCUCCUCACCAGGGAAGAGACCCAACAGGGAGAGUCGUCAGUGUCCUGUUCCCCCUCACCUCAUCCACAGGUUUGGAAAAGAAAGCAGCAAGGUGCUAUCCCCAUGGGUAGCUCUCCUCAUGAAACUCUUCAGGAAGAUGGUAGCUGUAGAGCUCCCAUUUCACCUCACCCUUCUGAGCAUCUGCUUCUCCAACCUCAGAGAGCUGCCCAGCAGCAAGGAAGGCUCAAUUGCUUCCUAUCUAAAGCAGAUGGCACCAACAUCAGGCUCUGCUAAACGUGGCUGGGAUGUGGAAGCAACCUCAGGAGUUGAGGGAAGUGCUUCUUGGACCCAGGAUUGUGACAAAAUUGGAACUACAAAAAUGAGGAAGCUUUCAGAGGAAAAGCAAAGCAACAGGGAAAAAGCAGGAGUUCCUGACUUGCCAUUUUAUUUGCCUGCUGCUGCUAUUGACCAGGAAGUCUUCAAGGAACUUCCAGAAGCUAUUCAAAAAGAAAUUAUUUCUGAGAAAGCAGCAGUGAUCCCUCCUGGGAAUGUUUUGGGUGAGCCAGCAGUAGGUUUUGCAGAAGAGGGAUCCAGGAUUUUUGGGAUGCCCCUGAAUUCUGAGGGAUUAAGCAGUGACUCUGCAGGGUGCAGCAAAGCUCUCCCAUCAGCUCCUGAACCUGCAGCUCUUCUGGCACCCAGGGCCAGUUGUUCUUCUGCAUGGCCCACACUGACAAGCAGCAGGGUGGAAAAACAACCCCUGAACUCCAGAGGGAAAGUCCUGUCAGCCCUGGAAGCCAGAGAGGGACAAAGGGUUGAGGGUGUCCCUGGCUUGGAUAAAGAGGAGCAGAUCUUUGGAACAACUUUUGAGGAGAAAACUUGUAGGAGACAAACUGGGAUUGUUCUGCCUCCUGAUGUUGACACAAAGACUUUUUAUGAACUCCCUGCAGAACUGCAAGCAGAAUUGUUAGCUGAAUGGAAGAAUCAGGACCCUUUGCCCCAAAAUUCUAAGGCUAAAUCCCCUGAAAAGCCUAAAAAUAAUAAAGGAAGGAGGAAGGCAGCAUCGUGUUUAUCCCAGUCCAACAGUUUGCUCAGGUAUUUCAAACCCCAGUGAAACAGUUGUCUUAAAAUGGUAAGAAGCAGCACUGGAAGGCACUUUAGUUCUGAGGAGUUUCAUGUAAACUGGAAAGGUGUGAUUAUUAAAAGUUAUUUUGAGAGUUUUGCACAUCAGUUUCAGUGCUUUGCCAUGGGAAUGGCAAUCCCUGCUUCCUGCAGUGAAGUGGGAACUAGAGGGAUUAAAAUCCUGAGGGAUGAAGGAAAUAUUACUU
Molecule: messenger RNA, 2771 nt
Organism: Calypte anna (Anna's hummingbird)
Lineage: Eukaryota; Metazoa; Chordata; Aves; Apodiformes; Trochilidae
Gene: POLI
Product: DNA polymerase iota
Exons: 10
Coding region: 320-2557 (745 amino acids)
Biological process (GO): translesion synthesis
Molecular function (GO): damaged DNA binding; DNA-directed DNA polymerase activity
Source: RefSeq, a predicted model, not a curated record